This is a messenger RNA of Trichomycterus rosablanca, 2556 nucleotides long. It is a transcript of the gene lrrc8c, whose product is annotated as leucine rich repeat containing 8 VRAC subunit C. Lineage: Eukaryota; Metazoa; Chordata; Actinopteri; Siluriformes; Trichomycteridae. The coding region runs from base 1 to 2406 and encodes 801 amino acids. The transcript has 2 exons. Gene Ontology annotation, molecular function: protein binding. The record is from RefSeq and is a predicted model, not a curated record.
AUGAUUCCGGUUACAGAAUUCCGUCAGUUCACUGAACAGCAGCCGGCGUUCCGGGUGCUGAAGCCUUGGUGGGACGUCUUCACUGAGUAUCUCUCCAUGGUUAUGCUCAUGAUUGGUGUGUUUGGCUGCACACUGCAGGUAAUGCAGGACAAAAUCAUAUGUCUCCCUCAAAGACCUGCUUCCCCAAACCAAACGGUGCUGUUACUGAACCAGACGGAGCUGGCGAGAGACCCAGCUAGUUCCCCUGUUCCACAAGUACCUGUGCCUCAUGAGAUUAAGGGACUGAAAACCAACCUGGACCUGCAACAGUACAGCUUUGUAAACCAGUUAUGCUAUGAAAGAGCUUUGCACUGGUAUGCCAAGUACUUCCCUUACCUGGUGCUCAUACACACGCUUGUUUUCAUGGUGUGCAGCAAUUUCUGGUUCAAGUUCCCUGGCUCUAGCUCCAAAAUCGAGCACUUCAUCUCUAUAUUGGGAAAAUGUUUUGACUCCCCCUGGACUACAAGGGCUCUCUCUGAGGUAUCAGGAGAAAGUCCAGAGGAAAAAGAACACAAAAAGAACAGCGCUAGUAGAUCGAACCUUGAUACGCCCAUGGUGGAGGGCAAGCUGGAGAAGACGCCGUCGCUGAGAUCCAUUCCUGAGAAGAUCGUGGUGGACAAACCAGCAGCAAGUGUGCUCGACAAGAAGGAAGGCGAGCAAGCCAAAGCUCUGUUCGAGAAGGUUAAAAAGUUCCGACUUCAUGUAGAGGAAGGGGAUUUGUUGUACCUCAUGUAUGUUCGGCAGACCGUCAUCAAAGUUUUCAAGUUUAUUCUUAUCGUCGUGUACAGCAGCAUCCUGGUUUCGAGGGUUAAAGUAAGCGUGGAGUGUAAAGUGGAGAGCAGAGUUGAGAAUAUGAUUGGCUACGGUCAAUUCCGUUGCAAUCACACCAUGGCUCAUCUUUUCUCCAAACUCUGCUACUGUUACCUGGGCUUUGUGAGCAUCUAUGGAUUAACGUGCCUCUAUACAUCCUACUGGCUGUUUUACCGCUCCCUGAAAGAAUACUCCUUCGAAUAUGUGCGUCAGGAGACCGGGAUCGAUGAUAUUCCUGACGUGAAAAACGACUUUGCCUUCAUGUUGCACAUGAUCGAUCAGUAUGAUCCGCUGUAUUCCAAAAGGUUUGCUGUGUUUCUAUCCGAGGUGAGCGAAAACAGGCUGAAGCAGCUCAAUCUGAACCACGAAUGGACUGUAGACAAACUUCGCCAGAGGUUACAGAGCAAUGCCAGCAACCGACUAGAGCUUCAGCUGUUCAUGCUCUCAGGACUUCCAGAUACUGUAUUCGAAGUGACCGAACUGGAAUCCUUAAAACUGGAGAUCAUCAAUAACGUCACCAUCCCUGCAGCAAUCUCCCAGCUUGAGGACCUUCAGGAGCUUUCUUUGUGCCAGUGCACCGUUAAGAUCCACCCAGGAGCCCUGGCUUUUCUGAAAGAGACCCUUAAGGUUCUGCGAGUCAAGUUUGACGACAGCCGAGAGCUUCCCUUGUGGCUCUAUAACCUUCGAAACCUGGAGGAACUCCACCUGAUUGGAUCACUUAGUCCUGAUGCAUCCAAAAACAUCACCCUGGAUUCAUUAAGAGACCUCAAAUCACUUAAGACAUUGACUCUCAAGAGCAACUUCACCAAGAUUCCACAGUCAGUCGUGGACGUGUCCAGUCAUUUGCAGCACCUCUACGUGCACAAUGAUGGCACCAAGCUGGUCAUGUUGAACAACCUGAAGAAAAUGGUGCAUCUCAUCGAGCUCGAGCUGGUCCACUGUGAUCUGGAGCGUAUCCCGCAUGCCAUCUUCAGCCUGACACACUUGCAGGAGCUGGACCUUAAAGAAAACAACCUGCGUUCCAUCGAGGAGAUCAUCAGCUUUCAGCACCUCCGGAAACUCACCUGUCUCAAGCUGUGGCACAACGCGAUCACCCACAUCCCCGAGCAUAUCAAGAAGCUGGGCAGUCUGGAGCGUCUAUAUUUCAGCCACAACAAGAUUGAAAUUUUGCCUUCGCACCUGUUCCUCUGCAACAAGCUGCGGCAUCUCGACCUCUCUAACAACGACAUCAGCUUCAUUCCUCCGGAAGUGGGCGUCCUCCAGAGCCUGCAGUACUUCUCAGUGUCGUCCAACAAAAUCGAGAACCUCCCAGAUGAACUGUUCUUCUGCAAAAAGCUGAAGACCCUUAAGCUUGGGAGGAAUAAGCUUUCUGUGCUCUCACCAAAGAUUUCCUACCUGGCUUCUCUUACAUUUUUGGAGUUAAAGGGCAAUCAUUUUGAGGCUUUACCUGCUGAGCUGGGUUAUUGUCAAGCCUUGAAGCGCAAUAACCUUGUGGUGGAAGACCCCCUGUUUGACACUUUGCCUUCAGACGUCAGGGAUCAGAUGAAAGCCGAGUGAUGUCUCAGCUUUGGUAAAGUCAACUGUUUAAAUGAGCAUCGUUAAUGCCUUUAACAGAACUUGUGUUCCACCCUACACUUUGUUUUCAUAUUUACGGGUGAGUUCAUGCUUUUAGAUGUGUAGAUAUUUGACUAAAGGGAAGUAUCUUAU